UCUUUUCAUGUUUAGUACAGAACACAUGAUGGUCUACAGAGUACGUGGGGGCAUUGCCGAUUCUUUAAAGGAUGUUGGUUUCAUUGUAUUUUGAGUUUUACCUUAACGAUAACUUUGUUCUCUUAUAAAUUCUCUGAGAGGAUUAAAGUCCGUUUUCCUGGCAGACACAAAUCCCUACGGGGAACUUGGCACAAAGUGAGAAAAACGACUGUCAGCCCUCAGAGAUACAGUGUCCCUUUCUACAGUGUUUAGAACAGAGCACUAUUUGGGUUCUUUCUGUCAAUACCCCUCUACCCCCAUGCCACUGAUUUCUGUAUGCCUGUCCCCAGAGCCUAGAUUGAAUUUAAGAAGUGGAAAGUUGGUGAGGAAAAAUGUGCAAACGUCAUUUUGUUACAAAAGACCAUCGGGAUUCUUUUCCUUAGAAAAUAUUUAUUGUGAGACAUAAAAUGAGGGAGGUGAAUAAUACCUUCAUUAGCUCAUUCAGUGGCCAUUUAUUUGAGCAUGUUUAUGUGCCACAAGCCAUGCUAGGGCCUGAGGAUACAGUGGUAGACAAGUGAGGCUUCCUCCUGCCGUUAGUGGUGACCAGUCUGGUGGGUGGGGUUAGACAGGAGCUAUGGUUGGCCCAUGGGGUAGGUGCUGGGACAGAAAGCCCAUGGGGCAGCAGGGCCAGGUGGGGCAGUAGCCAGCCAAGAGCUCCAGGGGGCAGAGAAGGCUUUUUCUGGAAGAAAUGAUGUCAUAAAGAAACCUGAGAUUGGGUAAAAGAUGGCCAGGUGAUGAGCUGGAGCUCAGAGUAAAUAGGCAACAGAAAGCCAGGUGUGUUGGUUCACGAGGCUGGAAUGGACUUUACUGAGGGGAGUGGAAUGGAGAGAAUAUCCCAGAUGACAAGAUCCAUAUUGUGAUGUGCCUGGAGUUGAACUUGAUUCUGAUGUGAUGGUGAUAAACAGAAGAGUAAUAUGGUCAGAUAUGCCUUUUGGAAAGGUCACUCUGGCCACUGUGUAGAGAAUGAACUGAGAACAGCAAGAGUGGGGGCAGGGAGCCAUUCAGGAGACUGUGUCCUUUGUGCAGAACAUCUCAUGGAAUUCAUAUUCUGUGGAAGAUACUUUGGGAAGUGCUGAAUUAAAGAAAAAAGGUUUUCGUUUUUUGAAAUCAUUUAUGUGAUUUCUGAGUUACACUUUCAUCGUGGAGAGAAAACUUAUGCCCUUGCCUCUAUACAUCUCCACAUCAUAAAUGGAACCCAAUGGCAUCUUCAGCAGUAAUGACAACAACACGGACUGUUCAAUCGAAAACUUCAAAAGGGGAUUUUACCCCAUCGUGUACCUGAUAAUAUUUGUCUGGGGAACCUUGGGAAAUGGAUUUUCCAUAUAUGUUUUCCUGCAGCCUUAUAAGAAGUCCACGUCUGUGAAUGUUUUCAUGCUAAACCUGGCCAUUUCAGAUUUUUUGUUCACAAGUACACUGCCCUUCAGAGUUGACUAUUACAUCAGAGGCUCCAAUUGGAUAUUUGGGGACCUGAGCUGCAGGAUUAUGUCUUAUUCUAUGUAUGUCAACAUGUACAGCAGCAUUUAUUUCCUGACUGUGCUGAGCAUUGUGCGUUUUCUGGCAACUGUUCAUCCCUUCCGGCUCCUCCAUGUGGCUAGUAUCAGGAGUGCCUGGAUUCUGUGUGUGGUCAUAUGGGUCCUUAUCAUGGCUUCCUCAGUAGUGCUUCUGAACAAUGGCUCUGAGCAGAAUGGCAAUACCACAUUAUGCUUAGAGUUGAAUAUGAAUAAAAUUGUUAAACUGAAGACGAUGAACUACAUUGCCUUGGUGAUAGGCUUCAUGCUACCAUUCUGCUUGCUCAGCAUCUGUUAUCUGCUAAUCAUUCGAGUCCUGUUAAAGGUAAAGGUCCCAGAAUCUGGGCUGCGGGUUUCUCACAAGAAAGCACUUAUCACCAUCAUCAUUGCCUUGAUCAUCUUCCUUCUGUGUUUCCUGCCUUAUCACAUACUGAGAACCCUCCACCUGGUCGUGUGGAAAGUGGAUACAUGCGAAGACAAUCUUCAUAAAGCUGUGGUCAUCACACUGACCUUGGCAGCAACCAAUAGCUGCCUCAAUCCUUUGCUCUAUUAUUUUGCUGGGGAAAAUUUUAAGGACAGACUAAGGUCUGCACUCAGAAAAGAUCACCCCUGGAAGACAAAGUACAGCAUUCCUGUCUGCAUGUGGUUGAAAGAGGAAACACAAGUUUAAGGGGUUAUUAAAUGAGGCCUGUUCUUGUAUACUUGUGUCCACCUUCAUUCACACAUAGUCCCAGUCACAUGACCAUGUAUUUACAUUAUUUCCAACAAAGAUCAAUUCCUAACAUUUAAAUUGACCAUGACUUCUGUUAAUAAGUCCUACUUCAAACAUUUUAUUAGGUGUGUUUUCAGUGGUUGAGUCUAAAUGAGAAUGUAGCAGGCAAAAUCUCUACUAGUCUUGCAACCUAAAAUGUUAGACUGGGAAAAAAUGCUGAGCACACUGGGUGCUUAUUUUCUUCAGAUUCUGUACCAGAUCUCUGUUCUACCAGCCAAUCUAAAUUAACUUUAAGACAACUUCAACUUCCCCAGCUUCUCCAGCUCCUCUUCCAUCUUCAGUCCCCUAAGAUAUAGCCAGGUUCCAGAGCUAAAGGAGAUUCCAGAGCAGAUAAGAAAAGUAUCCUAAGGAAUCAGUGAAAAGACUUUGUGAAGAAGGCUGCCCUUUAACAAGGCAGUCAGGGUCCCAAAAAAGAACGGUGAGAGAAAAAGGGAGAGAAGGACUAGGGCAAGAAAGAGCUGGUUAGAAGUAGGGAGAAAGACAAAUUUUAUUUUGCACUGGGAGAGAGGCUCUAGCACACUGAAGGCAAGAAGGUUCUCUUUGUCUCUCUCUCCAGGGGGUUAGAAAGGAUAAGAAGACUAGGAGGAGGAACUGGGGCAUUACCCUAGGGGGUGGAGGGAUUAUGUGUGAAAUAGCAGAAUAGAGGGGAUCAAUAUUACUCUUAGGAUUUGGGUUUGGACUGCACUGCAGUUCUCAGUCCUGCUCAUUAAUCCAUUUGGAUGGGAGCCAGAAAGGAGGAGGUCGCUUUAAGGGUUUGGUUGGGCACUGAAAGAGAGAGUGGGGUAGAGGGUAAGUUGUAAAGGUGGCUGUACCCCUGAAAUUCUAUUAAUAUCUUGGCAGAACAUGCGUAGGGUGGCUUUCCUUUUGAGGGAGUAUAGAAAAGAACUGGAUAGUGGGAAGGGAUCCUUUCUGUCCACUGAAAAAAGCUAGGGAGACUACCAACUACUACCUCCCUGAACAUUGUACCACCAACAGUUGAAUGCCCUCUCCACGCUGGGCAGACUUGUGCCAGGCAUUUGACAUUCAGGAACCCCAUUUAACCCUCACACUAAAGCCAUUCACUCUAUGAAUGAAGAAAUGGAAGCUCAGAGAAAUUAAGAAACUUGUUCAAGUUCACACAGCUUGUAAGAGUUUAAAAAAUCUCCAUGCAGAAGGGUUGGCCAGGUGCUUACUUUACCGCUCUUCCUACAAAUCUUCAGGCAAAUUGGUUGAAAAUCUGAAUAAGAGUUCCCUCCCCCCACCAGGCACCUACCCCUCCUCACUGUCAUGAGAUUUCCUCUUUAGAGUUGUUGAAUCCAGGCAGAGUAGAGUGUGGGAGAGAGGUAGUGCUCUAAAGUCAGGGAAGAAGUGAAUGUUUUCAUUGUAAACAAGAGUCCCAGAACCCUUCCCUUACUCCUCUGUCUGGAUGCUGACAGAAUAUCCUGUCAAAACAAUAGACGAGAAUUCACCUAUGGGGAAAUGCAAGAAAAAGACUAACAGAUACAGACUGUUGAGAAUUCCCCAACAUAAAAGCCAGCAUCUGCCUUAUUACCUACUGACAGGGAGGCCCACACUGCAACUAAUCUAUUCAGAGAGCAUCUAGUCAACCUGUUAGAGCCUCAUUAUUAAUUAUGAAUAGUCAAUGACCACUACACAUGGGCAGGGGGGAAAGGUCCAAACAUAAAAACUACCAACAAACAAAUCAGGAUAGAGACAUUUUCAAUAUGAAAGGUCUCAACACUUUUAUUACCCAUGUACUUUUUAUCAGAAACCUACUGUGAGGAUGUGCUCCUCCAAAAUAAGUGAUUAAGCCAAGAUAGAGGAAAACAUGACAUCUAGGACACAAGGAAUCCAGUACAGGGGAAAGGUGAACAACACAGGAUGUUGGUGGUAGCAGAAAAACAAGAAACUAACUGAUUUGAACAAUCAAUUUGGAGAGAUUUAUAUUUUUCUUGAAGAAGUUGGGAUGAACUAGUGAAAGUACAUAGAAAAGUAAGCAAGGGAAAAGACACUGUGAUCAUUGAAUGCUAGCAAAAAGAAACUGUUGUUUAAGAAAGGAAAUAUAAUCAUAGUACACUACAUGGCUCAGCUGUGACUAAAGUUUACACAAUAUAAUGUAAAUAACAAAAUGCUGUGAUAUAACUUUUUUUGGGAAAUGAGAGGAGAGGAUAUGUAUGUGGGGGAGGGGUAUAAGAAAUCUAGGUCCCCAUCUUCAAUCACAGAAAAUGCACAAUAACUAAAGCUAAAGAAUGAUAAAAGCUGUAUAAAAAUGUUAUUUAGCAAUAGGGGCUACAGCCCAGAAGAAACAAUGAAAAGAACGGACAAGGUUGGCCUCUGGGGAGUUUGGAGUGGGAAAAAGGGUGGCGAUUUCUCUUUCCCUUUUAAGAACUAAUCAUCUAACUUGUAAAUAUGUAUUGCUGAAAUAAAAAUUAAGUUAAAAUUAAAUUUAAAAACUUAAAUUAAUUCUUCGGGUUUUGUUGGUUUGUUGGUUUGUUUGUUUAAAAAAAAAAAAAGACAGGGGCACCUGGGUAAUUCAGUCAGUUGAGCAAUGACUUUGGCUCAGGUCAUGAUCUCAAGAUUCAUGGGUUCGAGCCCCACAUCUGGCUCUGUGCUGACAGCAUGGAGCCUCCUUGGAAUUCUCUCUCUCCCCCUCUGUCUUUGCCCCUUCCCUGCUUGAGCUCUCUCUCUCUCUCAAAAAUAAACAUUAAAAAAAUUGAAAAAUAUAUAUUAAAAAAGAAACAAGACAGAAAAGAAAGGCCACCAGAAAUGGGCACUAAAUGAACACUGACAGAUGAAAGGAAAGCAGGCGGGGUGCCUGGAUGGUUCAGUUGGUUAAGUGUCCAUCUCUUGAUCUUGGCUCAGGUCAUGAUCUCACAUUUGGUGAGUUUGAGUCCCAUGUCUGUCUCUGCACUGUCAGCAAGGAGUCUGCUUGGGAUUCUGUCUGUCUGUCUCUCUCUGCCCCUACCCCGCUUGCACUCUCUCUUUCUCUCUCUAAAUAAAUGCAUAAAUAAACUUUAUUUAAAAAAGAAGGAAAGAAAGGAAAGCAGGAAAUGGUUAGACUUGGAUUUGGGCCCCUGAGGGAGGCCUGUCCAGCCCUGCCACGGGAGGGGAGACCCCUCUUGGGAUGAAUGGAGUCACUUCCUGGGGUCAGAGGUACAUCAGGAUAUUUUUUAGUCACAUGUAACAGAAAACCCAACUCCAAGUGAGUUAAACAGUCACUGUCUCAUAUAACUGUAAUAUCCAAAGAAAAGUUAAACUUCAGACCUAUUCACCUGGGGCUUCUGUGAGCCUUAUUCUCCAGUUAUCGGCUUGGUCCCAUGGCUGAAUCCCCUCAUGGGAAUAAGCUGAUUGCAAACAGCCUGAGGCUACGUUUCCUUACUUAUUAUUUCCAGGAGAAGAAACAGGGUAUCUCCUGCUCAAAGCAUUUAAUAAAGUUAUAGGGCUUCCCUUUGAUCAGACCUACUCAGAUUACACACUAGCUCUAGUUUACUAGACCAAAGAAGGGAUUGCUCUGAUGGAAAGAGGAUGAUCAGAGUCUACACCUGCAGUAGGGUUAAACCCACUGAAACCUCAGCUGGGAGAAAACUGAAAUGGAAUUUGCAGAGGCCACAUAUUCUACAUUGCAAGUGAAGUGGAAAAGAACUGCCAGCCAGACAGCCAACCAAGCUCAGCGUGGCCAGCACCUAGGCAGCAGCCCCAGCAGCUGAGGAGGGUGAGGGAAUGAUGUGCUGGUGGAAGAAGGAUCAAAGCUAAAAUAGGACUUUAUGUUGUAAAGUCACAGGGAUUUUUGAAGGGUGAUUAGAAAUCUCAACAACUCUCCAAGGUUAAGCUAGCCCAGAUAAAGCUGUGAUAACUGAGAGCACCCAAGGUCCUUGGGAUGAACGGUCAUGGAGGGGUUGUGAGUUCUUUGUGUCUUUAAAUCUCUGGUGAGUGUGCAUGUGUGUGCAUGAGAGAGAGAGAGACAGAGAGACAGAGACAGAGACAGAGACAGAGAGCAUGCUUAAUGACUUUUUCUUUUUCCAAGACUUUUCCUUUCUCUAGUCAGGAUGAAACAUCUCAUCUGGUAAAGAAUGUUGUCCUCCAGGAAGAAAACAAAAUGGAAGUCUUUAUUUACCAAAGCUAAAGCCAAGAAGGUCCUGAGGUUUUAGAUAUAGUUCUUUUUUUGUUUGAGAGAUUAGAUAUCCCCUCAAGCAAGUGCAUAAAUUGUUCAACUGGGAGAAAGGAUUUUUGUUGUGUCAACUUUAGUGGACAUCAUGCUAUUUCAGUAAAGACCUAAGAACAAAUGCCAUUAUAUUUCAUAACUAUUUUAAAUGACCAAUUCUAUGUUUUAAAUUUAAUUAGGAUGACUUACAAUUUAUUCUGAAGCAGAGAUUAUGUCAA
This is a messenger RNA of Panthera uncia (snow leopard), 6678 nucleotides long. RefSeq names its product cysteinyl leukotriene receptor 2 (gene CYSLTR2). Gene Ontology annotation, molecular function: leukotriene receptor activity. Gene Ontology annotation, biological process: G protein-coupled receptor signaling pathway. The record is from RefSeq and is a predicted model, not a curated record. Bases 1228 to 2217 code for a protein of 329 amino acids. The transcript is spliced from 3 exons. Gene Ontology annotation, cellular component: plasma membrane. NCBI's taxonomy places the organism in Eukaryota, Metazoa, Chordata, Mammalia, Carnivora, Felidae.